Messenger RNA from Didymella exigua CBS 183.55, 1710 nucleotides. Its product is annotated as T-complex protein 1 subunit alpha. Bases 1 to 1710 code for a protein of 569 amino acids. Gene Ontology annotation, cellular component: chaperonin-containing T-complex. The transcript has 3 exons. Gene Ontology annotation, biological process: protein folding. The record is from RefSeq and is a predicted model, not a curated record. Lineage: Eukaryota; Fungi; Ascomycota; Dothideomycetes; Pleosporales; Didymellaceae. Gene Ontology annotation, molecular function: ATP hydrolysis activity; ATP-dependent protein folding chaperone; ATP binding.
AUGGCCGGAAUCUUCGAGCAGUCACGUAGCGGAGGAACUCUGUUCCUCGGUGGAAACAAAAUCAGCGGCCAAGACAUUCGCGACCAGAAUGUCCUUGCUACACAGGCUAUUGCCAAUGUCGUCAAGUCGUCGUUUGGACCUUCAGGUCUCGAUAAGAUGAUGGUAGACGACAUCGGCGACGUCACAGUCACGAAUGACGGCGCCACGAUCCUCAGUUUGCUCGACAUCGAACACCCCGCGGGGAAGAUCCUCGUCGACCUCGCCCAACAGCAGGAUAAGGAAGUCGGUGAUGGCACAACGUCGGUCGUCAUAAUCGCUGCUGAGCUGCUGACGAGGGCGAACGAGCUUAUGAAGAACAAGAUCCACCCCACUACCAUCAUCACAGGCUACAGGCUGGCGCUGAGGGAGGCGGUCAAGUACAUGAACGAGAACAUCAGUACAAAGGUGGAUACCCUCGGUCGCGACUCUCUUGUAAACAUUGCAAAGACAUCCAUGUCUUCGAAGAUUAUCGGUUCAGACUCGGACUUCUUCGCCAACAUGGUUGUGGAUGCUAUGACCUCCGUCAAGACCACCAACAACAAGAACGAGACCAAGUACCCCGUCAAGGCUGUCAAUAUCCUGAAGGCACACGGCCAGAGCGCUACCCAGUCCGUACUCGUCAAGGGCUACGCUCUCAACUGCACAGUCGCCUCACAAGCUAUGAAGACCCGCAUUACCGACGCUAAGAUUGCCUGUUUGGACAUCAACCUCCAGAAGGAGCGCAUGAAGUUGGGCGUACACAUCACGAUCGACGACCCAGAACAGCUCGAGAAGAUCCGCCAGCGUGAAGCCGGCAUUGUCGAGGAGCGCAUCGAGAUGAUCCUGAAGGCCGGCGCAAACGUUAUCCUCACAACCAAGGGUAUUGACGACCUUUGUCUGAAGCACUUCAUUGAGAAGGGCGCGAUGGCAGUACGAAGGUGCAAGAAGGAGGAUCUGCGCAGGAUAGCAAAGGCUACUGGAGCGACAUUGGUCAGCACACUCUCAGAUUUGAACGGUGAUGAGAAGUUCGAGGCGGCAAACUUGGGUUACGCAGAGGAGGUAGCCCAAGAGCGCAUCUCUGACGAUGAGUGCAUCCUGGUCAAGGGCACCAAGGCCUUCUCUUCCGCGUCGAUCAUUCUGCGAGGAGCCAAUGACUACGCGCUCGACGAGAUGGAGCGGUCAGUACACGACUCGCUGUGCGCCGUUAAGCGAACUCUCGAGAGCGGACGUAUUGUGCCCGGCGGAGGUGCCGCUGAGACAGCUCUGCACAUCUAUCUGGAAGAGUGGGCAACAUCGGUCGGCUCCCGUGAGCAGUUGGCUAUCGCAGCCUUCGCCCAGGCUCUCCUCGCUAUCCCCAAGACUCUCGCUAUCAACGCAGCAAAGGACGCAACCGAGCUCGUCGCCAACCUGCGAUCGAGACACGCGCUCUCGCAGCGAACCGUCAACCCCACAGACCCCUCUUCGCAGGACGCGAAACAGCUUGCCAAGUCGAAGAACUACAAGAACUACGGGCUGGACCUCGCAAACGGCAAGGUACACGAUUGCGUGAAGGCCGGUGUUCUUGAGCCCAGCAUGAGCAAGGUCAAGCAGUUGAAGUCCGCUGUCGAGGCGUGCGUGGCGAUCAUGCGUAUCGACACACUGAUCAAGCUUGAUCCUGAGGAGCAGGGUGGAGAUGACGGGCAUGGUCACUAG